Molecule: messenger RNA, 1724 nt
Organism: Scophthalmus maximus (turbot)
Lineage: Eukaryota; Metazoa; Chordata; Actinopteri; Pleuronectiformes; Scophthalmidae
Product: LIM domain only protein 7
Exons: 1
Coding region: 352-1206 (284 amino acids)
Biological process (GO): regulation of signaling; regulation of cell adhesion
Source: RefSeq, a predicted model, not a curated record
UAGAGCAUUCAGAUUUAAGGAGAACUACAAGUGGCAGCUGAUGAUCCGCUUCCUAACAUACUAAUGAUAAAACACUCAGACGACCUGCUGGAGUUGCCCUAACAUGCUUCAUAAAGCAAUUUGCUUGUACUGACCUUAUUAAGAAGACGUGGCUGUGUCUCUGCAAUAUCCUAUCUUAAUUACAGCCUUUUAUUCUAGUGAAGACUUAAAGCAACUAGCACCAGUUAUAUAUCAUAGCAGUGUGAUUGUACAGUCCGAAUUUGAUCUUUUUUGAAUCAAAUAUCACGGCCACUAUUGCUGCUUGUUGAAUCUUUUCCUCCUUUUUCUUGCUCUUGGACCCAGUUCUCAUGCAUGCACUCAUCACCUCUCUGUCCUCUUCUCUCCCUGUGCCCGCCCUGCAGUCCUCACAUCCAAGCACACACUCCCCCACAGCUCCCCAAGAUACAGCCCCCUCUCUUAGAGACUCCCUCCCUGGUGUUCGCCCCAGUGGACCCCACCUCAGGUCCCAAGCUGGUCAAAUGUGAGCGGUGGCCUCUCCUGGGGCGCCGUGACCCCCGGGAGCCCCCAGACCGCUUUGAUUAUGAGGGCAUGUCCCCCGACUUGGAGAACGAUGACAUGUUCGCCAGGCGGACCCUGGCCUUCCAGUCCAACAUGGACCUGGCAUUGAUGAAGACUCAGCUGUCAGGCAAACGCCGUCUCUAUACAUCUGAGCCGCAACUCAAUAUUAUCACCCAGCGUCACGGCCGCGGCGACGCCGAGGAGGGCGAGUACCCCGACAUCGAGCAGGACGACGUGGUGUACCGCAAGGAGAAAACCGAGCAGACUCAGCGACAGCGGCCGCUCUCAGGAGCCCCUGACAACUAUGCCCCCAUGCCCAUCCCGGAGCCGUGGGCUCUGCCUCCUGACCUCAAAGCCAGACUCCUCUGCCCCCCAUGUCCUCUGACCCAGAGAGAAACAACAAGUAAAGCGAAUCAGGUUGAGAAAGAGCUGCUUAGAACGGAUGACAUGCUGGUCCGCAAGCUCGCAGCGUGUUCCGACCAGAGCCCGAGUUCACUUGGAGGCCCUUCAGCCAAUCAGGUGACGCCCUCGGUGCCUUCUUCCUGUAGCGAGGGUGACCUGCAGAGGUGGCAGGCCAUCAGGCAAGCCAGUCAGCUAAGAUACAAGAAGAGGCUCAUGGUGGAGAGACUUGCUGCUCUGAAGUUGUAGAAACAGGUCGAUGUAACCGUGCCUGGUAGCUUCUCUUUACUUUGUAGACUUCAAUUUUAUUUUACCUUACAUUUCAGUCUUGAAAUGAAAUCUUCUGUCUGAUGCCGAAUUCGCCUGGACAGCUCGUUUUUUAAGGUCUUCGCAGAAACUCUUGUUUCUGAAAACCGCGAUGUUUGCGUUCACUCGAUCAGAUCACGGCGAAGCAACUGUGGUGAAAUUCACAAUUGUGACCCUGAACUUUUUCCUGUUUUAAAUGUUUGUUGUUACCGCAGAACUGAAAUGCAUUGUGGUUUUCUGUUCAGUGAAUAAACACAUUGAAUGUAAAUGCAGAGUGGACGUUCGGAUUGCACAUCGAACCUACAACUGUUGUGUAUUUUGAAGUGUGAUUUAUGAGCCAAGCUGCAGGAUGAGUAUUGUUAAACAGUUAUUUUUGAUUUUCUUUUACCCCCAUCAGACCGGGUUUGCCUGUGAAUGGAAAAAAAAUAAUAUUCAUGCUUAAUAAAGAAGAGAAGAGACUU